Molecule: messenger RNA, 504 nt
Organism: Nicotiana tabacum (common tobacco)
Lineage: Eukaryota; Viridiplantae; Streptophyta; Magnoliopsida; Solanales; Solanaceae
Source: RefSeq, a predicted model, not a curated record
AUGGUUAUGCAACAGGUUGUGGUACAAGGAGACUUACUUGCAAAGUUAGGAACAAUGCAGAACAUGGAUGGUUCCUUCUCUAUUAAAAAGAUGUACCUGCAUCUGAUUCCUCGUCGCCCCAAAGUCCCCUGGAAAAGCCUUACACUACAGCAGAACAUCCAUCAACGAGUGAAAUUUAUCCUAUGGUUAACAGUGCAAAACAGAUUGGCAGUAGUGGAUCGACUGCAGAUGAUAGACAUACAAGCUCCUAUGGCUUGUGUUUUCUGUUAUGGUGGUAUUGAAACUCAUGCACAUCUAUUCUUUGAAUGCCCUGUUACAAGUGCAUUGUGGCUGAGAUUACUGACCUGGCUUGGGAAUAUCGGGAACAAAGGUAAUGUUAUACAUGAAUUACAAAGGGUAUGCAGUAUGGCCAAGAGGAAGAGUGGACUGGGAGCUAUCACUAGCUGUGCAUAUGCAAUGGCAGUCUAUGGCAUAUGGAGGGAGAGGAACCUGUUAAGGUUCUAG